Cucurbita moschata (crookneck pumpkin) is the source of this 758-nucleotide messenger RNA. RefSeq names its product selenoprotein F-like. The record is from RefSeq and is a predicted model, not a curated record. NCBI's taxonomy places the organism in Eukaryota, Viridiplantae, Streptophyta, Magnoliopsida, Cucurbitales, Cucurbitaceae. Gene Ontology annotation, molecular function: oxidoreductase activity. Gene Ontology annotation, cellular component: endoplasmic reticulum lumen. The coding region runs from base 82 to 597 and encodes 171 amino acids. The transcript has 4 exons.
AAAUAAUAAUGAUAUUUUCAGUGAGUUUUCAGAUCGUCUGGAGACUUAACUUCUUCCCCACGGUCGACGGUCGACUCAGAGAUGCAGCUAUUCGCCGAUGUAAAGAAGCCCGCUACGGUGGUGGCAAUGGCGGCAUGGGCGGCGGCGAUAAUUUUCAUGGCGUCGAUGCCGUUGGCUUGGUCAAAGGAGCAACUCAGCUCGAGAGAAUGUGAGGAUCUAGGUUUCACUGGCCUCGCUCUCUGUUCUGAUUGCCACACUUUAGCUGAAUACAUCAAAGAUCAAGAAUUAGUGGCAGACUGUUUGAAGUGUUGCACGGAGGAUUCUGAUGAUGCCACGAGUAAGAUAACUUAUUCUGGUGCUGUACUGGAGGUCUGUAUGAGGAAGCUAGUUUUCUAUCCUGAAAUUGUUGGCUUCAUUGAAGAAGAAAAGGAUAAAUUCCCUUCUGUUAAGAUUCAAUAUAUCUUCAACUCUCCGCCGAAGCUGACUUUGCUGGAUGAUGAAGGCCAACAUAAAGAGAGCAUCAGGAUUGAUAACUGGAAACGUGAACAUAUUUUGCAGUUCCUGCAAGAUAAGGUUAAGCUAUCUUCAGCAAUUUAAGGUUCUCAUCUUCCUUGUUUCUUUAAUAUCCCUGUAAAAAACUCUAAAGUCUAUUGUUAUAUUGUAGUUUUCUUUGAUACUGCAAUAUGUUAGUAUCGUAUGUUUUUCUGUGUUUGGGUAAAUUUUAUGUUUAAUUUCACAAACUCCUUCGAACACUCUGA